AUGGCCGCGGGCGCGGAGCGGCGCCUGGGCAGCCUCGCGGUCUUCAGCCGCGACGACUUCGAGGACGACUGGCGCCCAGUGGCCAGCGGCGGCUUCGGCCAAGUGUUCCAGGCGCGGCACAAGCUCUGGCGGACCGAGUACGCCAUCAAGUGCUCCCCCGGCCUCCUGCCGGACGCCUCCAGCUCUGAUGUGAACUGCCUCAUUGAAGAAGCAGCCAAGAUGGAGAAGAUCAAGUUUCAGCACAUCGUCUCCAUCUAUGGGGUGUGCAAGCAGCCCCUGGGCAUUGUGAUGGAGUUCAUGGCCAACGGCUCCCUGGAGAAGACGCUGCCCACCCACAGCCUCUGCUGGCAGCUCAAGUUCCGCAUCAUCCACGAGACCAGCCUGGCCAUGAACUUCCUCCACAGCAUGAAGCCACCUCUGCUCCACCUGGACCUCAAGCCGGGCAACAUCCUCCUGGAUGGUAACAUGCAUGUCAAGAUUUCGGACUUUGGCCUGUCCAAGUGGAUUGAGCAGUCAACCCGGAUGCAGUACAUCGAGAGGUCAGCUCUCCGGGGCACCCUCAGCUACAUCCCCCCCGAGAUGUUCCUGGAGAGUAGCAAGGCCCUGGGGCCCAAAUACGAUGUGUACAGCUUCGGGAUCGUCGUCUGGGAGAUCCUCACUCAGAAGAAGCCGUAUUCAGGGCUCAACAUGAUGGCCACCAUUGUCCACGUGGCCGCGGGCAUGCGGCCCUCCCUGCAGCUGGUCUCCGAUGAGUGGCCGGGCGAGGCCCAGCAGAUGGUGGAUCUGACGAAGCGCUGCUGGGACCAGGACCCCAAGAAGAGGCCGAGAUUUCCAGACAUCACAGUGGAGACAGACAUGCUGCUGUCCCUACUCCAGAGUCCCGUGGCCGACCCAGAGAGCGAGGCCCUGGCCAGGAAAGUGUCCUGCAAGCCGUUGCUGCAGCGGCCCCGGGAGGUCAGUGAGGAGGUCAGCCAGGAGCUGAUGGACAGCGACUCGGGAGACUACCUGAAGCGAGCCCUGCAGCUGUCGGACGGUGAGAGCUCGGUGCCCGGUGACGAGGAGCUGCACAUCUACGAGAACAAGGUCACCCCCCUCCACUUCCUGGUGGCCCAGGGCAGUGUGGAGCAGGUGCGGCUGCUGCUGGCCCACGAGGUGGACGUGGACGCCCAGACGGCCUGUGGCUACACGCCCCUCCUCAUCGCCGCGCAGGACCAGCAGCCCGAGCUGUGUGCCCUGCUCCUGGAGCACGGAGCCGACGCCAACCUGGCUGACGAGGAUGGCUGGGCGCCAUUGCACUUCACAGCCCAGAACGGGGAUGACCGGACGGCCCGCCUGCUCCUGGAGCAUGGGGCCCGCGUAGACGCCCAGGAGCACGAGGGCUGGACGCCACUCCUCCUGGCCGCGCAGAACAACUUUGAGAACGUGGCCCGGCUGCUGGUCUCCCGCCAGGCGGACCCCAACCUGUGUGAGGCUGAAGGCAAGAGCCCCCUCCACGUGGCUGCCUACUUUGGCCACGUCAGCCUGGUCAAGCUGCUGACUGGCCAGGGGGCCGAGAUGAAUGCUCGACAGAGAAACCUGAGGACGCCCCUGCACCUGGCUGUGGAGCGGGGCAAGGUCAGGGCCAUCCAGCAUCUGCUCAAGAGCGGGGCAGCCCCUGACGCCCUCGAUCAGAGCAGCUGUAGCCCGCUGCACACCGCGGCUGCCAGAGGCAAGUACCUGAUCUAGAUGCUGCUCAGGUAUGGGGCCAGCACCGAGCUGCCGACUUGGCAGGGCUGGACACCCCUGCACCUUGCAGCCUUCAAGGGCCACCUGGAGAUCGUCCGCCUGCUGGCUGAGAGUCACGCAGACUUGGGUGCUCGCGGCGACAUGAACUGGACGCCCCUGCACCUGGCUGCCCGCCACGCAGAGGAGGUGGUGGUGUCGGCGCUGCUGCAGUGUGGGGCCAACCCCAAUGCUGCUGAGCAGUCGGGCUGGACGCCCCUCCACCUGGCAGUGCAGAGAGGGGCCCUCCUGAGCGUCAUCAGUCUCCUGGAACACCGCGCAGAUGUCCGGGCCUGCAACAAGGUGGGCUGGACACCUGCCCACCUGGCAGCCCUCAAGGGCAACACAGCCAUCCUCAAAGUGCUGGUCAAGGCUGGGGCCCAGAUGGACGUCUGGGAAGGGGUGGGCUGCACACCCCUGCAGCUGGCCCUCCGAAGCCACAAGCAGGGCACCAUCGCCUUCCUAGAAGGCAAGGAGCCCUCACUGGCCAUUCUGGGUGCUGCUGAGCCUGGAGCUCACGCAGAAGCUUAGAGAACCUGGGCAUCUCCUCACCUGGGAGGAGAGGGGCUGGAGGAAGGGAAGCCAGGCUUCUAGGAGGGCCCCUUGAUCUCUGCGCUCCCCAUCUGCCCCUUCAGCCUCGAGAGGAAGCAGGAUCCUGGUCUCCUUGGUGAUGAGGAAGGGGAAGAAACACCUUUGAGGUUGUAGCUGUGGAAGGGGCAGCUUGGAGAGUCUUGGAGAGCCUCUUCCUCAAUGUCCCCUUGCACAUCUCCUCAGAUCCUUACACCCCACCCCCCUCCCUGGGCUCAGGUCCCCAAAGGGGAUUCCCCCUCCAUUCCUAAGACUCCUGUCACCUCUGCCACUUGCCCCUGAGUUCCCAGGGGGCUUUGGACCCUAGGAAACCCUCAGAAGAUGAAGGGAGCAUGGAAGUGAGGGCAGUGAGUCCCAUCCAGCUCACACCUCGUGUUACUUAGUCCCUUACCACAGACUGGAGCAGGAGAGCCAGGCUCACUCACUCUGCUCGAAGGGCAGGAGCUGGAAGUUCAGAGGAAAUCCCCGCUCACUAUGGAAAGCCCCAGCCAGCCCCUGUCGCCACGCCAGGCAUGUGUCUUCUUGGUGGCCCUGGUCCCAAUGCCUGGGUUCCCCACAGUCUCUAGGGAGUGACGGAUGAGGUGCUCCGUGGACAAGUGAUCCUGUGGGGGAGACUCGUUCCUGGGGCCCCUGCCCACCCUUCUGUGCAACCCAUCACGCCACCAGGUUUCAAACCUUAAGUCAUUAA
Choloepus didactylus (southern two-toed sloth) is the source of this 3037-nucleotide messenger RNA. RefSeq names its product ankyrin repeat and protein kinase domain-containing protein 1-like. Gene Ontology annotation, cellular component: cytoplasm. Lineage: Eukaryota; Metazoa; Chordata; Mammalia; Pilosa; Megalonychidae. The record is from RefSeq and is a predicted model, not a curated record. Gene Ontology annotation, molecular function: ATP binding; protein kinase activity; protein binding. Gene Ontology annotation, biological process: protein phosphorylation.